Molecule: messenger RNA, 3772 nt
Organism: Marmota flaviventris (yellow-bellied marmot)
Lineage: Eukaryota; Metazoa; Chordata; Mammalia; Rodentia; Sciuridae
Source: RefSeq, a predicted model, not a curated record
UUCCCAGAGCCAGAGACCCUCCCUUGAAUCCGACACUGGGACGACUAGCCCUCUUGCGGCACUUGUUGCAGGUGACAGCGCUCCCCAGUCGCAAGGGGUCUCUGCCCUGCCCUGUCUGUGCUCAGACCUCGAGGCGUUGGCUUCCCUGUCUUCAGCUGGUCAUCCACAGGCAACGCUGGAAGUUCUCCUUGUUCGGUUGCUUUGAAGAAAGAGUACAAGAGAAAGUAGAAUACAUCAUGUCAGAGAUAUUAGACCUCUCUUUUCUGUCUGAGGUGGAAAGGGAUUUGAUCCUUAAUGUUCUACAGCGAGAUGAGGAGCUUCGGAAAGCAGAUGAGAAAAGGAUUAGGCGACUGAAGAAUGAACUACUGGAAAUCAAAAGGAAAGGGGCCAAGAGGGGUAGCCAACACUACAGUGAUCGGACCUGUGCCCGGUGCCAAGAGAGUCUGGGCCGUUUGACUCCCAAGACCAACACUUGUUGGGGUUGUAAUCACCUGGUGUGUCGGGACUGCCGCAUCCAGGAAAGCAAUGGUACCUGGAGGUGCAAGGUGUGCGCCAAAGAAAUAGAGCUGAAGAAAGCAACUGGAGACUGGUUUUAUGACCAGAAAGUGAACCGCUUUGCUUACCGCACAGGCAGUGAGAUAAUCAGGAUGUCACUGCGGCGUAAACCUGCAGCAAAUAAAAGAGAGACAGUGGGACAUUCCCUCCUUCAUCAGACACAGAUGGGUGAUAUCUGGCCAGGAAGAAAGAUUAUUCAGGAGCAACAGCAGGAACCCAGCAUGCCAUUCGAAGUGCCAAAGCAGAAAAGUGGAAAGAGUGUGAUAGAGGCUGAGAGUGAGAGUUUGGAUAGCUACACAGCUGACUCAGACAGCACCUCCAGGAGAGACUCUCUGGAUAAAUCUGGCCUCUUUCCAGAAUGGAAGAAGAUGUCUUCCCCUAAAUCUCAAGUUGAAAAGGAAAUUCAUUCAGGGGGUCAAAAUGUGGUACCUGUUGAUGAGGGUGAAAUGAUAUUCAAGAAGAACACCAGAAAAAUCCUCAGGCCUUCAGAAUGCACUAAAUCUGUGAUAGAUCUGCGCCCAGAAGAUAUGGGGCAUGAAAGUGGCUCCUUGGGAGACAGAAGCAAAUCUGUCCCAGGCCUCAACGUGGAUAUGGUAAAAGAAGAAGAAGAAGAAGAAGACAUUGACCACCUGGUGAAGUUGCAUCGCCAGAAACUAGCCAGAAGCAGCAUGCAAAGUGGAUCCUCCAUGAGUACCAUUGGCAGCAUGAUGAGCAUCUAUAGUGAAGCUGGUGAUUUUGGGAACAUCUUUGUGACUGGCAAGAUUGCCUUUUCCCUUAAGUUUGAGCAGAAGACACAGACUCUGGUCAUCCAUGUGAAGGAGUGCCACCAGCUGGCCUAUGCUGAUGAAGCCAAGAAACGCUCUAACCCAUAUGUAAAGACUUAUCUUCUACCUGAUAAAUCUCGCCAAGGGAAAAGAAAAACUAGCAUCAAACGGGAUACUGUCAAUCCACUGUAUGAUGAAAUCUUCAGGUAUGAGAUUCCAGAAUCUCUCCUGGCCCAAAGAACAUUGCAGUUUUCAGUUUGGCAUCAUGGUCGUUUUGGCAGAAACACUUUCCUUGGAGAGGCGGAGGUUCAGAUGGAUUCCUGGAAGCUUGAUAAGAAAAUGGAUCAUUGUCUCCCUUUACAUGGAAAGAUCAGUGGUGAGUCUUCAACUGGUGUACCAUUACACAAAGGAGAGUUGGUGGUUUCAUUGAAAUACAUCCCAGCCUCCAAACUCCCUGCUGGAGGCAACAGGAAAAAAAAUAAAGGUGGUGAAGGGGGAGAGCUCCAGGUAUGGAUCAAAGAAGCUAAGAAUCUGACAGCUGCCAAAUCAGGAGGGACUUCAGACAGCUUUGUCAAGGGAUACCUCCUUCCUACGAGGAACAAGGCCAGCAAGCGUAAAACUCCAGUGAUGAAGAAGACCCUGAAUCCCCACUACAACCAUACAUUUGUCUACAAUGGUGUGAGGCUGGAAGAUCUACAACACAUGUGCUUGGAACUUACUGUGUGGGACCGGGAGCCCCUGGCCAGCAAUGAUUUCCUGGGAGGGGUCAGACUAGGUGUUGGCACUGGGAUCAGUAAUGGGGAAGUGGUGGACUGGAUGGACUCGACUGGGGAAGAAGUGAACCUGUGGCAGAAGAUGCGACAGUACCCAGGGUCUUGGGCUGAAGGGACUCUGCAACUCCGUUCUUCAAUGGCCAAGCAGAAGCUGGGUUUAUGAGUUCUUGUCAUAUUCUACAGGUCCAGCCCUGGCCAGGGCAAAUCAGAGGAAGUGACAAAACUAAGAGCAAAUAUUUCUAAUUUAAUAUGUGUGUGUGUUGGAUGUGUAUGUACAAGCACGUAUUUCUGCAAAUCUUAUGCUAGCUAGAGUGAUGCAGCCUUGUUCCCCUUUAAAAAGCAGGCUCAAGAAAAAGGGCCUCUUUGAAAUGUUUUUAUUUGUGCACAAUCUAGUAUAUUUCAGAGUCCAUUCUUUCUUCCAUCAUUAUGAGAUUUAAUUAACUUAAAAACCUUUUAAAACAACUUUCUAUUUUCUGUCUUAAUAUUUUUGUUCUUAUUUCUCCAGGGAGCCCUGGCUACCUUUGGCAUUAGUUUUAGUCUGUAGUUUAAGGUGUACCUGAUCUGAGGCUAAGGUUCUAGGAAGCAGUUUUGGGUCGCUAAAGACAGGGCAAUAUGGGAGAGAGGUAAAUAGGUCUUCUCCUUCUCUCUAAUUUAUACUUUUAAUUCAUGUUCUACCUGGAUAAUUUUCUGGAACUUGGCUUUUAACUUGUCUUCUUGUUAAGUAGUUUUCACCUUGCUUGGGUGUAUGGUUUUCUUUGAAAUGAAAAGAAAACUCCCCAGCUCCUUCCAGUUCUAUAUGCCUUUACUAGACCUCUGGGGAAUCCUUAUAAUGGAGUUAGUUUAGAAAAGCACUUUAAUUAGAUAAUGGCCUUUUGACGGAGUCAUGAACAUGCCCAGUGAGACCUUCUGGCUGAUCCCAGAGGACUUGCAUGUCUGAGGGUAAAGUGUUUCACAGCUCAUACUGAUGUCUCAGAAUUUUAAACUGAUAACAGCAGUUAAUUGAGAGAGAACUCACUUCUCUAAUGAAAGAUGAGACAUCUUCACUCAUGUACCACAUCUUCCUCAGUGUUUGUGUCUGAGAUGUGUUGCUUUGCAGAAUAUGGUCCACAUACCUCUGUAUCAGUCAGAAGAGCUAAAGACUAUCUAAAAUGGCACAGUGCUUGCCCAGACUGGGGACUGUUAGUACUCCAAGAUAACGUGGAUAGAGAAUCUCCCAGUUAUUCUGACCUCCUAUCUGAUGUAGUUUCAGCUCCCAUUUUUUCUAUUGUUUCCUCAACUUGACCUACAUGUAACAUGGGUGUGGUAGUGUUGAGGCUUUUUGAAGAGGGUUCUGGUAAAAUAACUUUCACUUUCUUAUACUCUUACAAACUGACCUUUUUAUUCAUAUGAGUUUAUUCCACACAAAUUUGUGUGUAGAAGGAGCCUAUACCAGAAAAAAUCCCUUUCAGUAGAGGCAGUUGCUAGCUGAUGGUCCUAUAAGGCCACUGGAUUGAGGAGGGCAGGUAUGGCAGUUUCUAUUGCAUGUGUGAACUAAACUGAGGAAUGUUUUAAAAGGUUUGUUUGGUGUGGAUUGACACUGUAAUGAAAAGCAUAACUUGAGAUCCUGUGUUGUAACUUGCUCUUUUGUUUCCCACCCUUGAAAUGAAUGUGUGCUUCAAUAAAGCUUUCUGACUUGUCAAA